AUGAUUAGUGCUCGUGCUGUUCAUAGAUUUUUAAGAAAUCCUAAUCUUGAAACUGGUGCUGCUUUUAGAGCUGGUACAAGAUUCGACCCUUUCAAGAACACUUUGACUGUCUUGAAGGAUCCUUAAAACGGAAGAACUUUAUAUCUUAUUGGUACCACCAAUUCAUCUACUUUAUUAGCCAACAGAACUAAGGAUUUGGUCCAAAAAGAAAAGCCUGAUGCUGUAUUUGUUUAAACCAAUAAGGAAUGGUGGAACCUUGCCAAGAACAUCUAAGAUGUUAAAUGCCAAUAAGAACUCAACAGAUAUAAUGAUUUAUUAAGCCAAGCUUACACUUUGUCUUUGGACAAUACCAUCAGAAACCUUGUUUUCAAGGCCAAGUUCUACUCAUGGCUCUUUGUUAUUAAUUGGUUCAAGGCUUUCCCUGAUGACUUCCAUCCUUUCAUUCCUGGCUUGGAAAUGAAGUUUGCCAUCGAAGAAGCCAAUAAAUAAAAUAUCCCUGUCGUCCUUGGUGGAUUGGAAGUUGAUGAUGUCACUCUCUCUGCCUUGAAGGUCGAACCUAGAUUAGACCCCUUCUCCCAAUUAUACUACGGUUACAGAGCUCUCCAUAACUCUUUCUGGAGAAGAGAACACUUCGAUAACUACGCCACUCUUGAUGUUGUUGGAGGUGAAGCUUAUGCUGAAUCUAUGGAUAGAUUCAGAACUAACUGGUUCGUUAAAUACUUCGAAAAGCUAGCUCCUUACCAAAAGAAAAUUAUUGUCGACCAAAAGGAUCUUGACUUAUUCUAUGCUCUUUACAGAGAUACUCCUGGAAAGAAGAUCGUCGCUGUCGUUAACCAAUGGCACGUUCCUGGUAUUGAAAACCACUGGAAAUCUGCCACCAACACCCAUGAACCCUUAAAGGCUAUUAACCCUAUUGGUGAUAUGGAUAUUAAUAAAUACAUGGAAUCUCAACUCGUUAACGAUACCUUGAGAGCUUUCGUUUCUAAGGUUGGUAAGACUGAACCUGCUACCUGGAAGAACUACAGCACCAUUUAUCACAAAGAUAACUACGAAGCUGAAAGAGUUCGUCACGUAGCCUUUGUUGAUCAUAAGGAUCCCCAUAUGUAUCACGGACUUCCCCAAGAUUACGAUGACAAUAUUAAGCCCAAGCACCACUGA
Molecule: messenger RNA, 1158 nt
Organism: Tetrahymena thermophila SB210
Lineage: Eukaryota; Ciliophora; Oligohymenophorea; Hymenostomatida; Tetrahymenidae
Product: TraB family protein
Exons: 3
Source: RefSeq, a predicted model, not a curated record